Molecule: messenger RNA, 912 nt
Organism: Elephantulus edwardii (Cape elephant shrew)
Lineage: Eukaryota; Metazoa; Chordata; Mammalia; Macroscelidea; Macroscelididae
Product: HORMA domain-containing protein 2-like
Exons: 10
Coding region: 1-912 (303 amino acids)
Source: RefSeq, a predicted model, not a curated record
AUGGCCACGGCUCAGCUCUCUCACCCGGUCAAGUUAUGUAAGGAGACAAUUUUCCCCUCCCAAAUCGCUACUGAGCAUGAAUCAUUAAUAAUGGUGAAGAAGCUUUUUGCUACUUCUAUCUCAUGUAUAACAUAUCUAAGGGGCCUGUUUCCAGAGAGCUCUUAUGGAGAACGCCAUUUAGAAGACCUCAGUUUAAAAAUCCUUCGAGAAGAUAAAAAAUGUCCUGGGUCACUGCAUAUUAUCAAAUGGAUUCAAGGUUGUUUUGAUGCUUUGGAAAAGAAAUAUCUACACAUGGCAAUACUCACACUUUACAAAAAUCCCAAAGAACCUGAGAAAAUGACUGAGAUUUACCAGUUCAAAUUCAGCUACACGAAGGAUGGAACCACCAUGGAUUUUGACAGCACCAGUACAAGCUUUGAAAGUGGGGCAAACAGUGAAGAUAUUAAGAAAGCCAGUGUUCUAUUGAUCCGUAAAUUGUAUAUACUUAUGCAGAACCUUGGACCCCUUCCUAAUGAUGUUAUACUUACUAUGAAACUUCACUAUUAUAAUGAUGUGACCCCAUAUGAUUACCAACCUCCUGGUUUUAAGGAAGGAGUGAACUCACACUUACUACUGUUUGACGGGAACCCUGUCAACCUGAAAGUGGGCUUGGUCUCCACUGGCUUUCACAGCAUGAAAGUGAAAGUCACCACUGAGGCCACCAGAGUGGUUGGUUUAGGAUAUCAGGAAAACAGCACUACAGAGAUCGCCCAUCAAGGCCUAGACUGUGAGGAAGAGGAGGAGGAGGAGGAGGAAUCCAACAACCAUAUUCAAAGCUUGGAUUUUACGUGCAAUCAGGAGAAUUCACAGAACUCCAUGAUGAAGAGGAAGGUCAGUGAACCAAUGAAAGGCAUCAUCUCUAACAGAAAAUGA